AUGAGCCCCAACUUGCAAGUAGCAAGUUUAAAUUGCUCACCAGUUAAUGUUGCAGCGCAAACGACUUGCAAGAAUGGCCUGGGGCGCGUGCUAUAUGAGCGUCUGCCCAAUCAACAGCUGCAGGGCUAUGACGAUGAAGUAGUCAGGGAUACAGCGCCGCCAUUUCGUGUGCUGGAAAAGUGCCAGGAUCUGUGUCUGCGCGAUCGCACUGGCGGCAACAAUCUGGUGCGCACUUGCACCAGCUUUGACUUUCAGCCAGGCAGUCGCAUCACCUCGUUCGGUGGCAACUCGGAGUACGAAGAGUCGCUGUGCUAUUUGACCAAUGAGCAGGCGGGACCCGAAGGCAUUGGCAGUCUGAUGCUGGUGCCCAAUAGUGUGCACUUCAAUGAGAUUUGUCUGACAUCAAGUCGCCCGGAGCGUGAGUGUCCCAGUCGUCGCUAUGUGUUUGAGCGACAUCCGCGCAAGAAGCUCAAGCUGCCCAUCAGCGAUAUCAAAGAGAUAACGGCAGCAAAUCGUUCGGAUUGCGAGGACAAAUGCCUGAACGAGUUUUCGUUUGUGUGUCGCUCCGCUAACUUUGAUUCCACAAUGCGUAGCUGCACGCUCAGCCGCUUUACACGCCGCACGCAUCCGGAGCUGAUGGAGGAUGAUCCCAACUCGGAUUACCUGGAGAACACCUGCCUGAACGCUGAGAGACGUUGCGAUGGGCUGGCUGUGUUCGUUAAGGAGGAGAACAAACGGCUGGGCGGGCCGUUUGAAGUGGACAUCUUCAACAACAUGACGCUGGAGGAGUGCCAGACCAUGUGUCUGCGUGCAGAGAAAUACUUUUGCCGCUCGGUGGAGUUUGAUGAUCAAAGCAAACAGUGCAUACUCUCGGAGGAGGACUCUAUAUCGCAGAAAGAUGACAUUAGCAUUAGCUCCAGCCCCACACAUCAUUUUUACGAUCUGGUGUGCCUCGAUAAUCAGCGCGCCAACGAUUAUCCAGAUAACUCAGUUACCUCGCAUCUUUUCUCCAGCGGCCGACGGCCAGAUACAGCAUUCCAGCGUUACCGCAAUUCGCGUCUUGGCGGCGAGUUUCACUCUGAGAUCACGGGACGUUCGCUCAGCGAAUGCUUGGACGAGUGCCUACGCCAGACGAGCUUCCAAUGCAGAUCUGCAGUUUAUAGUGAUCGCUUUCGUACUUGUCGCCUCAGUCGGUACAAUCAAAAGGAUGGCAUGCGCAUUAUAUAUGAUGCGGAUUAUGAUUACUACGAGAACCUAAUGUUAAAUGUUGUGGGCACUGGCGCCGAUGGCGAUGCUGGUCAUGGUAACAACGAUGGCAAGCGACCUGGCGAUCAGUCAGGCAACAACUGGAGACAGCCUAACAAGCAUGACGAUCGCUAUGGAACGGGAUCCAGCAGCUCGGGCGGUGCUGGCAGCGCUGGUGUGGGCGGUCCAAGUUCAAGCAUAGGCGGAGGCGGCUCCCGUCUGCCACCAGGCGAGGGCAUAGAUUAUGGCCGACCAUACGAUCGUUAUCCGGACAAUGCAGCAAAUGAAUAUGAUCGUUAUCCGUAUGGCGGCUAUGGCGAACGCGAUAGAGAUAGAUAUCCACCAGAUCGUUAUGGCGCUGGAGGCGGCGGCUCACGUUAUCCUGCAGCAGAUGGAAUGGGACGACCCUACGAUGGACGACCCUACGAUCGUUAUCCAGAUGACUAUGAUCGCUAUCCAAUGGGUGUUAAUGGGGACAGGGAUCGCGACAGAGAUCGCGAUCGCGAUCGUGAGCGCUAUCCGGAUCGUUAUGCACCAGAUCGUUAUGGCGACAGGCGUUAUCCGUUAAGAGAGCCGGAACGCGAUCGCUUGCCUUAUCGCCCGCUGCCUUAUCCGGCCAUCAAUGAUAAUACGUUACCCAGCGAUUUGCCGCACACGCGUCCCUUUCCCAGCGAUGAUGAAAGACCUUACGGCUAUGGCGGCGGCGGCAGAUACGGCGACAAUCGCUACGACAGUCGUUAUCCAUCACGUUAUGCGCCGGGCCGUGAGCCUGUGGGCGGCUAUACGGGUCGCGAUGCGCCGGAUACAAUAUUUCCCGAUAGACGCUAUCGCCCCUCGUCUAUGGAUGGCCCACGUUAUCCCUAUGCGCCAGACUCACGCGCUCCACCCGGACGUUAUGAUGACAUUGUGCACAGCGCACGUCGUCCCGAGCCGGAGUCGGCCAAGCGUUAUCCGCCAGCACCGCUAGUGCCCACGGGCAGCGCCAGCAAGUACGCCUCAACGCCAAAUCGCUUUCCGGUAGGUAAUGAUCGCUAUCCGCUCGAUAUCUACAAGUACGGCAAUCGUCCUGGCAUUGGAGAGCCCGGCAGGCGUCCUGCUUUAGAUCGUCCACCGCCUUACUACGAUUAUGAUUAUGAGGAGCGCUUUGGCGAUCGCUAUGCACCUGGACCUUAUGAUCGCGAAUAUGAUGGACCGCCAGCACGCAGACCUGCACCUGGAGCUGGCCCUUAUGGCCGCUAUGAUACGCCUUUUAAUCGUCCUUAUGGUCCAGGCGGCGGCAAUAUUGGAAAUGGCUUGGAUGAUCGUCCAAUACCGCUGCCUGGCGUUGGCUUGGGUCCGGGGCAUCCACCCACAUCUUAUGGCGCAGGUGGUCAUGUUGCAGCUGGACCACCACGUCCGCCCAUCACACGCUGCGAGGAGAGCGACAAUUUCAAGCAGAUUGCAGCCAGACACAAGAUGCGGCGUCACUUCGUGCGACGCGCGCUAAUCGUGCCCAGCCUGAUACAAUGCGAACGCGAAUGCAUCGAGAGUCGCGACUUUGUGUGUCGCAGCUUCAACUACAGAGACAGCGCCGCCGGCUAUGAGGAUCGCGACAGAGAUCGCGAGUCGCCCAACUGUGAGCUUAGCGACAGAGACUCGCGCGAACUGGAUAUACACGAUCCAGGCUCAUUCGAUGCCUCCAACUAUGACUUCUAUGAGCGCAGCAUUGGACGCAGCGGCGACGGCGAGUGCAUGGAUGUCACACAAACCUGCAACGAGGAGGGCAUGGAGUUCACCAUACGCACGCCCGAGGGCUUCUUGGGACGCAUUUAUACAUACGGCUUCUACGAUCGCUGCUUCUUCCGUGGCAACGGCGGCACUGUUAACGUGCUGCGCAUUAGUGGACCCCAAGGCUAUCCCGACUGUGGCACACAGCGCUACGGCGACACGCUGACUAAUAUAGUAGUCGUGCAAUUUUCGGACAAUGUACAAACAAGUCGCGAUAAGCGCUACAAUCUCACCUGCAUCUUUCGCGGCCCCGGCGAGGCAGUCGUCAGCUCUGGCUACAUUGGCGCGGGCUCGGGCAGUCCCAUACCCAUAGAGUAUCUGCCAGCGGAGAAUACGCUGAGCUCGAAGGUGCGUCUGAGCAUUUUGUAUCAAGGUCGACCCACCACUACCAUUGCUGUGGGUGAUCCGCUCACCUUCCGCCUGGAGGCGCAGGACGGCUACAAUCAUGUAACAGACAUCUUUGCCACCAAUGUGGUGGCCCGAGAUCCUUACUCUGGACGCAGCAUACAGCUUAUAGAUCGCUUUGGCUGUCCCGUUGAUCCGUAUGUGUUCCCAGAGCUGGACAAGCUACGUGAUGGCGAUACGCUGGAAGCACGCUUCAAUGCCUUCAAGAUACCCGAGUCAAACUUUUUGGUAUUCGAGGCAACAGUGCGCUCCUGCAGAGAAGGCUGCCAACCAGCCUAUUGCCCAGGCCCAGCAGGACGUCAGGAGCCCUCCUUUGGACGCAAGCGACGCUCGCUAAACAUAACAGCGCAGCCAGAGGCACAGGCAUUGGCAGGCAUAACGCAGCUGGAUGCGGACAAAGUGGAGCUGGAGCAGGUUACAGUGGUUAACAGCACUACAGUAAGCGCUACACUGGGCGCUGUGAAUGCUACGCAGCCAGGCGACAAGUCCAAGGAGGUAGAGGAGCCGGAGCAAGUACGCGAAAUGAUUGAGGUUUUCGAGACACGCGAAGAAAUCGAAAAGGAAUCGUAUCCACGCAAGCUGGUGGCACCUGUGGAAACAGUCUGCAUGACGCCCUCGGAAUACCAUGGCCUAAUCACAGCCAUCAUCUUGCUGAUGAUUCUGCUGUUUAGCAUAACGCUAGUGGCUGGCCUGGGUUACAGACGCUAUUGGAAGUCCAUGUCGAAGAAUCGCCUGGUAGAUCGCAACUCGCCCAUACACUCGCUGGGGCAUUCACACUCCUCAAGCAUACGCACUCAUGAGCGUUUCACCGAAAUUGGACACAUGCCCACGCGUGCCACAAGCGUGGCAGACAGCAACGGCAAUCAGAGCACUGCCAAUCGUGCUACGCAUGCGUUCCGCAACAACAUGUCCAUGUUUGGCGGCUCAUUGCACAAGACUUUUGCCACGGGCAAUUUGGCUCGCAUGUGCCAGCUGCCGGUUAUAAAUCCGAUGCGCAGCGGCGCCAACAGCAGCGGCACCGGUCCUCAUCAGUUCGAAGAUCCCAGCGAGCCCAUCUACACCGAUCCCUCGCUCUUUGAGCGCUCCAGGCUGCCUCAAGUCAAUGCAAUCAAACGCCAUUAUCACUGCGAAGUCUAACCAUGGUGGCCGAGUCGGAAGAUAAUCAAGAGGUUUAAAAAUCCAAAGAGCACACACAAGAAAUUUGCUCGUCUUCUUGUGAUUAGUUGUAAAUAAGCCACCGGACAAGACACAUCGGAACACUCAAAGAUAAACCAAAAACCACAAAAACAGCAAAACAAUAAUGAAUGCUUAUUUAU
This is a messenger RNA of Drosophila busckii, 4733 nucleotides long. RefSeq lists its product as uncharacterized. The coding region runs from base 1 to 4554 and encodes 1517 amino acids. The record is from RefSeq and is a predicted model, not a curated record. The transcript has 21 exons. Lineage: Eukaryota; Metazoa; Arthropoda; Insecta; Diptera; Drosophilidae.